Molecule: messenger RNA, 1092 nt
Organism: Arachis stenosperma
Lineage: Eukaryota; Viridiplantae; Streptophyta; Magnoliopsida; Fabales; Fabaceae
Exons: 2
Coding region: 450-1040 (196 amino acids)
Source: RefSeq, a predicted model, not a curated record
UUUGCUGGUAUCAUUGAAAUUCAUUUUGUUCAGGAUCUUAAGAGAUAUCUUUGGAUUAAUUUGGGGCAUGAUCGAGUUGGCAGAGCCUCUUUUCAAGAAAUUUUAGAGAAAAUUUAGCAAUAUAUGGCGGCUUAAAAGGGUAUGCUUUUCAACAAAGCAAGUAGACUCUAUCUUAUUAAGUUUAUUGUUGCUUCUCUUCCUAUUUAUCAUCUGCAAAUCUAAUUGUUUUUAUCUAGUGUGUGCAACAAAUUGAUUCUAUAAUGAGACAGUUUAUUUGGAAAGGAAAGACUGAGGGACAUUGUCUAAGCUUGCUCGAUUGGAAGAGGGUUAUCAUUCCCAAAAGGUUCGGAGAUCUAGGUGUGAGAGAUACUUACUGUGUAAAUUUUUUUAUUCUGGGUAAGCUUGUGUGGAAACUUUUUAAUUGUCCCGAUAAGUUUUAGGUCUGUAUUAUGUUGUCUAAGUAUCUCUCAGGAACUAUGAAAAGAGUUGGUGAGAUCCCAAAUUCUACUUCUCAUGUUUGGUACAGUAUCCUAAAAUCUCUUCGUAAUUUGAAGGAUGGAUUAAGUGGUGUACAGGUAGUAUGGAUCAGUCUCUCUGAUAUGAUGUUUGGAGACCUAAUGGCAGGCUUUGUGGUGAUAUUCCUUAUGUGCAUAUUUCUAACGCUGAUUUUAUCAUUAAGGAUGUUUGGUAUAAUAAUGCUUGAAAGUUUAAUUGUUUAUCUACUAUUCUUCCUACUUGGUUGUGACAGAAUCUUCACAAGGAUAAUCCUUUGUGGCAACUGGCAACAAGGAAUUAAGGGUCUUGUAGCAACGGAUGCAUGUUCUAGAUGUAAUAGUACUGUUGGGAUUGUUCAAGGGUGUUGGAUGUUUGAAAAAGUCUGCUCUCUCAAUUCAUUAAGAACGAUCGAAGUGGUGAUUUAUGGCAGUGGGUUCAAAGGCAUUCGGGUGAAUAAGACUUCUUUGUGCUGGAAUUUUGGUGCGUUUGAAGGGAUCGUAACAAUGAUAUUUUCAAUUCAGAUAAGUGGUCCACUAAUAAAGUAAUCACUCUCAACAAAAAUUUUACCUCGGAUCUUAAUAGAGUCUCUUUUUUUUU